Molecule: messenger RNA, 216 nt
Organism: Racocetra fulgida
Lineage: Eukaryota; Fungi; Glomeromycota; Glomeromycetes; Diversisporales; Gigasporaceae
Source: the annotation of a GenBank genome assembly
AGACCUCAAUUGCAUUACGAUUUAGAGAAGACAUGAUUAAUAUGUUAAAGCCAAAGACAAAGCUCACCAAAAAAUUACCAAUUACCAAUAUAGCUUCUGAAAAUAUAACUCUUGAAUAUGUAACUUCUGAAAAUGUAACUCCUGAAACUUCUAACAACAUAAUGGAUAAUCAGCGAAAAGAGAUUUCAAAGAAUAGACAUAGUGCUUCACCAAAAG